AUGUUUGAUGAUAUGGGGUUUUCUGGUGAUCUUGAUUUUUUCUCGUCUGCUCCUCUGAAGGAAGCCGAUGUGUGUGGCCCGCAACCAGUUGAGCAAGAGCCGGUUGUAGAGGAUGAUUAUAGUGAUGAGGAGAUGGAUGUGGAUGAACUUGAGAGGAGGGUGUGGAGAGAUAAGAUGCGACUCAAAAGACUGAAAGAAAUGAAUAAAGGUAAGGAAGGUGUCGAUGCUGCCAAGCAGCAGCAGUCUCAAGAACAAGCAAGGAGGAAAAAGAUGUCGAGGGCACAAGACGGGAUCUUGAAAUACAUGUUGAAGAUGAUGGAAGUUUGCAAAGCUCAAGGCUUUGUUUAUGGAAUUAUUCCUGAGAAGGGCAAGCCGGUAAGUGGGGCAUCGGACAAUCUCCGGGAGUGGUGGAAGGAUAAGGUACGCUUUGAUCGUAAUGGACCGGCUGCCAUAGCAAAAUACCAAACAGAUAAUGCAAUCCAGGGGAAGAACGAGGGGUCAAAUCCCGUUGGUCCGACCCCUCACACAUUGCAAGAGCUCCAGGAUACAACUCUCGGUUCACUUUUGUCUGCUCUCAUGCAGCACUGCGAUCCCCCUCAGAGGCGGUUUCCGUUAGAGAAAGGCGUUCCGCCUCCAUGGUGGCCCACGGGGAAGGAGGAAUGGUGGCAUCAGUUGGGUUUGCAGAAGGAUCAAGUCCCUCCACCAUACAAGAAGCCGCAUGAUUUGAAGAAGGCCUGGAAGGUGGGUGUUUUAACGGCCGUGAUCAAGCACAUGUCUCCCGAUAUUGCUAAGAUCCGUAAACUUGUAAGGCAGUCAAAGUGUUUGCAGGACAAGAUGACUGCCAAGGAAAGCAUGACUUGGCUUGCCAUCAUUAACCAGGAGGAAGCUUUGGCUCGAGAGAUCUACCCCGAUCGAUGUCCGCCUUUGUUAUUGUCCGGAGGGAGUGGAAAUUUUACCAUGAAUGAUAACUGUGAGUACGACGUUGAAGGGGUGGAUGACGAGUCUCCCUUCAACGUACACGAGCAAAAACCCAACCCCCUCGGUUUGUUGAAUAGCGGGAUGGAGAGAUUCACUGAUAGACUGCCAGUUCAACAGCAAUCUCAUCCAAUGAAGGAUGAAUUCAUUAACAACUUGGACUUCUCGAGGAAGAGGAAGCCGGGAAAUGAGCAGAACACCGUGAUGGAUCAUAAGGUAUAUGCGUGCGAGUUCCUUCAAUGUCCUCAGAGUGAUCUCCGCCAUGGUUUCUCGGACAGGAUUUCCCGGGACAAUCAUCAACUUGCUUGCCCUUAUAGACAUUCUUCUGAGUUUGGGAACUUCAAUAUUAAUGAAGCCAAGCCAGUCACCUUUUCUCAAUCACUUGUCCAGGCCAAGUCAGCUGCCUUGCGCGUACAUCCAACUCCACCUCCCAUCGAUCUUACAGGACUUCCGGAAGACGGGCAAAGAAUGAUUAACGAACUCAUGUCCUUCUACGAUGAUAAUAUUCAAGGGAACAAGAACUCAAAUACCGGGAACUCUACAGUUACAAAGAUGCAGUCUCUUCAGUUGCCGAGCAUUCAGUGUCAACAGGGUAGCUUCCUUAACAGUCAAGGAAUGGCUUUAUCGGGUAAUAUUUUUGAAGAGACGAACAUGCCCACCAAUCAUCCUAUAUUCCCCACAGCAGAAGAUCGAUUCAACCAGUGCAAGAUCGGAAAUUCUCCUUUCAACUCCACCCCUAAUGAGAAUUUCCAACUGAUGUUUAGUUCUCCGUUCAAUAUGCCGUCCAUUGACUUUAUCGAAGGCUUUCCUAGUGGUGCAAAGGAUGACGUGCCAAAGCAGGAUGCCACAAUUUGGUAUUAA
Fraxinus pennsylvanica is the source of this 1836-nucleotide messenger RNA. NCBI's taxonomy places the organism in Eukaryota, Viridiplantae, Streptophyta, Magnoliopsida, Lamiales, Oleaceae. The record is from the annotation of a GenBank genome assembly.